Caenorhabditis briggsae is the source of this 1443-nucleotide messenger RNA. The record is from RefSeq and is a predicted model, not a curated record. Gene Ontology annotation, molecular function: UDP-glycosyltransferase activity. The transcript is spliced from 7 exons. NCBI's taxonomy places the organism in Eukaryota, Metazoa, Nematoda, Chromadorea, Rhabditida, Rhabditidae. The coding region runs from base 1 to 1443 and encodes 480 amino acids.
AUGGGUUUGAACAUUCUGGUUCAUGCUCCAGCUUAUGCAGCAAGCCACACAAAUUUUCUGGCUAGAAUCGCUGACACUUUGACGGAAGCUGGACAUAAUGUGACUUUUCUAGUGCCAAUUGCUCUAGAAGUUUUCCGCAAUCAACUGGGCGUCAAAUCAACAAAAGACGUGAUCGUUGUCGAACAAGAUGAGCAAUACCAUUCAAACUUUCAGAUGGUGGCUGGCUAUGUGAAGAUUAUGAUAUUAUGUUGUGAAAAUUUUAUACGAAAUAUGGACACAAUCAAGGAUCUUGAAAGCCGUCACUUCGAUGUGGCAAUUGCUGAGCCAUUCACUGUUUUUGGACUUGGUUUAUUUGAAAAAUUGGGGAUCAAAAAAACGAUUCUGGUUUCUUCAUGUACCCAUUUUGAUUUCAUGCUUCCACAUAUCGGAGAGCCAGAAGAUUUUAGCUCGGUUCCAACGCUUUCCAGUCAAGUUGGUGAGAGAAUGAAUAUGCUGGAGAGAUGGGAGAACUAUCGGCUUGUAGCGGAGAGCAAAUCCAGUCUUGCCAAACUUCUUGACUGUGAAACCGCAGCUUACCGAAGAGCAUUUGGAGCGAAAAUUCCGGAUUGGAAGGAGUUGAUGUCUUCUGCUUCUUUGUACUUCACCAACUCAAUUCCAUUCAUCGAUUAUCCACGUGCCACAAUUCAGAAGACAAUUCCCGUUGGAGGGAUUACGGUAGAUUUGGAGAAAAUCAGAGGAGAGAAAUUGAGUGAGGAAUGGGAGGAGGUUUUGAGAAGAAGAGAGAAAACAAUGCUGAUUUCUUUCGGAUCAGCAGUCCCAUCUGUGAACAUGCCAGAGGUUUAUAGAUCCGGAAUUCUCGCAACAAUAAGAUCAAUGCCCAACGUAACAUUCAUUUGGAAAUAUGAAUCUGAAGAUCUCGUAUUUGCCCAAUCCGCUGAAAAUAUUCAUUUCUCAAAGUGGGUCCCUCAGACUGCUCUUCUCGCAGACCCCCGACUCUCGGGAUUCUUGACACAUGGUGGAUUGGGAAGUACAAAUGAAUUGGCUCAUCUUGGGAAGCCAGCAGUCAUGGUCCCAAUCUACGGAGACCAAACGAGAAACGCUAACAUGCUAGCUAGACAUGGAUCGGUUAUUGUACUUCAUAAGAAGGAUUUCGCGGAUGAGGAGAAGAUUGGAAAGGCAAUUCAUUCAAUUUUAUAUGAAGACAAGUACAUGAGAAAUGCUUCACGAUUAGCUGAGAUGUUGAAAAAUCAGCCAAGAAGUCCUAGGGAGACGGUGGUGAAGUACACAGAAUUUGUGGCAAGAUUCGGGCCCUUUCCACAAAUGGACCCAUAUGCCAGAAAGUUGAAUUAUUUCCAGAAGACGUUUCUGGAUAUUUAUUUUGCAAUCUUUGCUUUUGUUAUAAUUGUGGGAGCGAUAAUUGUACUGCCUUUCGUUAUUUCUUAA